Pogonomyrmex barbatus (red harvester ant) is the source of this 2198-nucleotide messenger RNA. Its product is annotated as alpha-tocopherol transfer protein-like. NCBI's taxonomy places the organism in Eukaryota, Metazoa, Arthropoda, Insecta, Hymenoptera, Formicidae. Gene Ontology annotation, molecular function: phosphatidylinositol bisphosphate binding. Gene Ontology annotation, cellular component: membrane. The record is from RefSeq and is a predicted model, not a curated record.
AUAAAUAUUAAAAUUAUAUAAUGCAAAGCAUGCAAAGUAAUAAGAUUAUAGAGAAAAAUUGUUUUUAAUAAAAAAUGAUGCGUCAGUCUAUAAUAUUUCUGUCAAGCCAUCAAGAAUUUAAUUCGUGACUCGAGGUAAAUAUAAUUAUAUAUUAAAUCACUCACCAUAUUUUCGUGCUAUAAAAUGCAAAUCUUUGAGUUAGCGCGCGUAGUGGUACUUUGGCAAGUCGAUGAGCAACAAUCAAGUUUUCGAGUUGAUCAAAAAAGUGUGCAAGUGAUAUGUCGUUGAUCAAGAGAAUUACUUAUGAAGAAGAAAAAAAGAAAAAUCCCGAGUUAAAAGAUUCGGAUAUACAAAUCCUAAAAGAAUGGUCUAUGAAACAACCGCAUCUUCCGAAAAUUUUAGACAUAGAAUAUGUUUUGUUUCUGCAUAGUAAUUACUAUCGUAUUGAGGCUGCUAAAAACACUAUCGAAGAUUAUUAUACAUCCAGAACUCAUAUGCCAGAAUUUUUCUCCGACCGCGAUCCACUUGGAACAAAACAAUUGCGGGAGAUAUUUAAAGUUACAGCGCAGAUAACAUUGUCAAUGCCAACGAAGGAGGGAUACAAACUUGUUUACUCAAGAUUAAUAGAUUAUGAACCGUCACGUUUUGUUUAUAACGAUGUCAUGAAAUAUUUUUCUAUGGUUGUCGAUUUGUGGUUGUACACCGAAGGAACUGCCGAAGGCCAUAUAAUUAUCAUAGAUAUGGCAGGUGUUACUUUCGCUCAUGCUGGUCGACUUAGUCCCAUAGGAAUUAAGAAAUAUCUUUAUUAUUUACAAGAAGGUAUACCAAUCAGACUCAAAGGUUUGCAUUUUGUCAAUACAAAUGCAGUCAUGGAUAUUAUUUUGUCAAUGAUGAAACCAUUUAUGAAGAAAGAAUUAAUGAACAUGUUACAUAUUCAUCCCACAAAAGAUACGCUGGCCAAAUUUGUACCAUUGGAAGCAUUUCCUUGCGAUGUAGAUUUAGAUGGGAAAGGCAGACCGUGGAAAGAACAACAAGAGGAGCAAUUGAAAAAGUUGGAGGAUCAUCGCGAAUGGUUUCUACAAGAUGAAAUCUCAGGUCGUGUAAAUGAAGCCUUAAGAGUAGGCAAAAGCAAGACGAUGGAUUUAUUCGGAGUCGAAGGAAGUUUUAAAAAAUUGGAUAUAGAUCUUAGGCAAAAGAUUAUCGAUAUAAACGAAGAUAUCGAUCGCUCUCGUAAAGCAACGAUGUCCGCACUACCGAAUCGAUACGUUAGUAUAGAAGAAGAAUGCAAACGGAAUCCGGAACUCAAGAUGUCAGAUUUGCAAAUGUUGAAAGAUUGGAUGGAAAAGCAACCUCAUUUGCCGCGAACAGAAAUGUUGUAUCUUGUUAUGUUUUUGCACAGCAAUUAUUAUCGCAUAGAACCAACCAAGAAGACGAUAGACAAUUUUUUUACUAUAAGAACGCUUUUACCAGAAGUAUUCUGUAAUAGAGAUCCAAUCGCGUGGAAAGAAUUGCGGAAAGCCUUUUCUGUCAUAACAGCUAUACCACUAGAGCAAAGAACCAAAGAAGGAUAUAUAAUGACGCUAGCUAAAUUUCUGGAUCCAGAUCCUAAUAAAUUCGAUUUUUUUGAAUGCCAUAAAUAUCUAUUUAUGACAUGCGAGGUGCAAAAUGUGACACUAGGCACCACCGCAGGGCAACUCAUUAUCCUUGAUGCAACUGGUUUAUCGCUUGGCCAUGUGACUAAUAUCAUAGCUAAUAUAGUCGGAAUGAAAAAAAUUUUAUUCUACAUACAAGAAGCUGCUCCGAUUCGAUUAAAAGCCUUACAUAUACUGAACGCUAUGCCAAUAGUAGAUACGGUAUUGAAUCUGAUGAAACCUUUUUUGAAGAAGGAAUUGAUAGAUCUUCUACAUUUUCAUUCAAAUAUGGAAACUGUGAAGGAAUUCUUGCCUAUCGAAGCUUUGCCAAACGAAUACGGUGGGAAAGCGGGAUCUGUCAACGAAAUAGCUGCCAAGCAUAUCAAAUUACUGGAAGAAUAUCGCGAUUGGUUUCAGUAUGACGAAGUUGCUGGACGAGUGAACGAAUCCUUGAGAGUUGGCGAAUGCCAAAGUAUAGAUAAUUUGUUCGGUGUGGACGGUAGCUUUAAGAAGUUAGAAAUAGAUUAAUCGAUGGAAUUCAAAUUUCUUCAGAAAAAUUUUUAUUAA